Messenger RNA from Dimorphilus gyrociliatus, 2049 nucleotides. Lineage: Eukaryota; Metazoa; Annelida; Polychaeta; Dinophilidae. The record is from the annotation of a GenBank genome assembly.
CAUUUCUUCCUGUGAGCUGAUCGGAGUACAAGAUUGAUAAUUAAAAUAUGAAUAUAUCAUUGCGAAUAUACUCCAGUUUUCUGGUUAUUGUUUAUUUAUCUAGUUUCAUCAAUUGCCAAGGUUAUUUUUGGCAUGUGACUGAUAUGCAUUUGGAUCACACGUAUAUCAAAGGACUAGGUGGUGGCUCUUGCUCAAAAAAUGAAAGUGGCCAUCCCAGAUUUGGACCUUAUGGAAAUUUCCUAUGCGAUUCGCCAAUGAAAUUAAUUGAGAGUGCCUUCGAAGCAAUGAAAAAGGAGUACCCAAAUCCUGAUUUCAUCAUUUGGACAGGGUAAAAGAUAAAUAAAUAGCGAAAGAGUCUAGACUUUUAAAACAUCUUAAGUAAAUAAGCUUCGUUAAAUUGUAGUUUUAACGCUUAGCAAAUGCUUAGAAGAAACGUAAUACAUGCUGUAUACACAUAUACAGUUAUAUAUAUAUAUAUAUAAUAUAGGAUAUCCACUUAAUUGCAUACACAUUCAACCUGCUGAAAUAAUAGUAUAAUACAAUCAAAAUUAUGUAUUUAGGUUGUUUAUCACAAGAUUAUACUUAUAAUUUUAAGCACGCUAACUUAAUAAUAGUUAUCAGUUAUUACGAUUAAUAAUACCGAAGACAAGAGAAGCUUUAGUUGUGUCAUAAUUAUUUGAUACCAAAGUGUACUUUUUAAGUAGAGUAUAUAUUAAGGUCUUUUUAUGUUAUUAUCAAUUUAUUUUACGUGUCAUUUAAAAGUAUUUAUCUCAAAAAUAAAUGGAGAGAAAUAGUAUAGGCAUUGAAAUAAUUUCUGUAUGGAAAAUGCCAUGGUAAGUUAUGAAUUUUUAUCGUUUCAGCGAUGAUACACCCCAUAUAUACAAUGAUACUUUCCUAAAUAUUGAAGUUGUAAAAGAAAUUAUCUUUAAUUUGACGGAUGUUAUUGAAAGAUACUUUCCGGACGUUCAAUGCUAUUCAGCUUUGGGAAAUCAUGAUUGGAGUCCUAAGAGUCAAUUACCUCCGUAUAGCGCACCGCUCUAUACAGAAUUGGGGCAAAGAUGGAACAUGUGGUUAAAAACACAAGACUCUGUAGAUACUUUUAAAGAAGCCGGUUUCUAUAAACUUAAAGUACCUAAUUCAAAUUUUACAAUGAUUGUACUUAAUACAAACUUCUACUAUCAAAGUAACAAAUUAACAACAGGAUCAAAUUGGCAGCCUGAUCCAGCAGGCCAAUUUUCUUGGUUGGAUAGGACACUACAAGAUAUUAGAGAAAAAGGCAAAAAGGCUGUCUUGUUAGGUCACGUUCCUCCAGGUCAAUUUGAAAAACAUAGAGAAAAAAAUUGGUUUGACGAAAUUCACAAUAAAAUCUUUGUCCGUCUCCUGCAAAAGUACUCGAAUAUAAUAUCAGCCGUUCAUAUGGCGCACCACCAUACGGACAGUUUUAGAAUUAUUCUCUCGGCAGAUAAAGCAGAAGUCGUAUCAUCAAUAUUACUUAAUUCAGCAAUAACGCCAUGGGAAACAACCCUACCAGGUGUAAUUGGUGGAACUGGCAAUAAUCCAGCUAUUCGUCUUAUAAAAUAUGAUAGAAACACUGGAACAACUUUAGAUUAUCAUCAAUUUUAUCUAGAUUUAAAAAAGGCUAACGAUGACAAUAAACCCAACUGGAAGUCUCUUUAUAAUUUUACAGAUUUAUACAAAUUGUCAUCUGCUAGUCAUGAACAGAUGGCAACGUUAAGUAAAAAAUUGAGGUUGGAUGGAAGCCUAUUUGAUAAAUAUUAUCAAAUGAAUGGUGUUUUAUACGACCCUAAUGAAACUUGUACAGGAGAGUGUAAAUCAGUUCAAUUAUGUUCUAUAGAAAAUGUAGAUUACAGCGAUUACAAAAACUGUAUGGGAAGAGAGCAACCUUAAAGAACACUAUAUAAUCCUAUCAUUUUGCCAAUGAAUAAUAACAUUAAUAACUUGAUAACUUUCUACUUUUUGUUUAAAUUAAAACAAUUUCAAGUUUUGCACACAAAAGUUAUUUAAAAACACAAAUUUAAUAAAUAAACA